AUGCCUAUUUACAGGAUCCAACAUUCGUGCCCCCUCACGCAGUACCAGAAAUCCCUGUUAGCCCACAAGAUCACCGUGUUACACAGCACCGAAUUCCUGACCCCGUCACUCUUCGUCAACGUCCACUACCUACCCGGCGAGCCGGCCAGUGAUUUCUUCCUGGCCGGCAAGCCCUACAACCACGGCCUCACAUCGCCGAACCGCAUCAUGGGCACAGUGCGGACGGGCCCGAAACGCACAAAGGAGCGAUUCGACGCUUUUGCCAAGCAGCUCGAGGCAGCCUGGUACGAGGUCGUCAAUGGGCCGAAGGAGGAAGGUCAGGCCAACGUUCGUGGUGCUGUCAAUGGCCACAGAGGAGAGAUCAGCAAGGAAGAAAGAUUGGCGAGAAAGCUGCACAUUGUGGGCUUUACGCCGGUGAUUGGCGGGCUCGAGAACGGAGUGCUUCUCCCAAGUGCCGAUAACGAAGCGACAUGGCUGAAGGACAACAUGACCUUCUUCAAGGAGCAGGCCGAGCUCUACGACGACGAGCCGUUCCAGAAUCUGCUCCAGGAGUUGAAGGAGAGGCCUGACUUGAGAAAGCUGGUUGAGUGA
Messenger RNA from Cladophialophora psammophila CBS 110553, 591 nucleotides. RefSeq lists its product as uncharacterized. The coding region runs from base 1 to 591 and encodes 196 amino acids. Lineage: Eukaryota; Fungi; Ascomycota; Eurotiomycetes; Chaetothyriales; Herpotrichiellaceae. The transcript has 3 exons. The record is from RefSeq and is a predicted model, not a curated record.